Molecule: messenger RNA, 3465 nt
Organism: Aspergillus terreus NIH2624
Lineage: Eukaryota; Fungi; Ascomycota; Eurotiomycetes; Eurotiales; Aspergillaceae
Exons: 4
Coding region: 1-3465 (1154 amino acids)
Biological process (GO): regulation of transcription by RNA polymerase II; L-tryptophan biosynthetic process
Cellular component (GO): mediator complex
Molecular function (GO): transcription coregulator activity
Source: RefSeq, a predicted model, not a curated record
AUGGCGCCUUUACUGGGGCCUUGGGGCAAAUAUGAGGCUGUAAAUGAAUCCAACAGCCUCAGAACCCACCGGAAAAACAUUCUAUAUGUCGACGCAUAUGACUCGUUUUCUUACAACGUCGUUGCGAUGCUCGAGGAGGUCCUUGACGUAAAAGUCACCGUCAUGAUGAUCGACUCCGAAUGGCCAGACGGCAACAUGGUCCAGUUUCUACAGCACUACGAAGCUGUCGUUCUGGGUCCGGGACCAGGGGACCCAAAUAUUUCCCAGGAUAUCGGCAUCAUGAAGGAUAUUUGGGACCUAGGCGAUGCGGAUUUACUCCCGGUUUUUGGUAUCUGCUUGGGCUUCCAGACGUUAUGCCUUCGCCAGGGUAUCAGUAUCGGGCGGUUGCCGUAUCCCCUUCAUGGGCAAGUUCACCGGAUCUCCACGACUCAGAAAGAUAUAUUCGAGAACAUCCCAGAUGUCGAAGUCACUCUCUACCAUUCCCUGUACGCCAAACUGGAUGAGCCAGCGAGUGGCAUCUCGGGAAAGAGUCUAAACGGCGAGCUUCAUGACAAGUUUGAUCUUGAUAUCUUGGCCUGGCUUUCCUUAGGCCAAGGAGAUCAAUUCCAAAGAUGGGAGAUUCCCAUGGCGGUCCGUCACACACGAAAGCCGUUCUGGGGUGUUCAGUUCCACCCGGAGUCAUGCAAAUCAAACCGGGAGGCAUGCACCGAGAUUCUGAGAAGAUGGUGGGAGCUGUCCCUCGUAUACAACAAGAUAAAUGGCCGCGGCGGGUAUGGUUGCCUACCCGACGAUAUCAUACAUCAAUCGAGUGGCAUGGCCUCGCUUCCUGGUAUUGCAUACACGAUGUUGAACUGGAGCUCGUCGACAUCGAAUAAAUCUGCCUUCCGGACGAUCCCAGUACAUAAAUUGAGUGCAGAAGAUAUCUGUGAGAAGCUCAAUGUUCCGGGGUCGCCAACCGUGUUGUUUCAGUCAAAUGGAAGAUACAGCGUCAUCUCUGCGCCGAGUCCCAGUGCCUGGAGGUUGGAGUAUUACACGCAGUCUGAGAAGCUUCUUUUGGAAAAGCUUUCGACUCAGAUGAACGCCAAAUCAACCCAGGAUGCAGUUGCUGGAAAGCACUUAUCAGUAUCUGAGCUCUGGGAUGUCUUGAGAUAUGUGAUGGAUAUGAAACAUGUCGUGACGGGAGAUUCUACGACACCUUUUUGGGGAGGCUUCUUGGGUUAUUUCUCCUAUGAAUUGGGGCUGGCAUGCUUGAACCGACCGAAAACGCACAACGAUAGUUACCACCAUCCCUCGGGGAAUCACGCUUCUAUGGAGAAUCCGGCAGAUGUGAGUCUGUUGUGGACGGAAAGAAGCGUCGUCCUUGAUAAUGAGACCGGGAACAUCACGAUACAAUCCACGAGGAAAGAUGAUGACUUGCCGGGCGGUUGGCUUGACGAAACCCAUCGGUCAUUGGUCUCGUCCCAUCAAUCUGCGGACGAGAUGCACGUCAGUGCAGAUUCAGAGUUUUUGGAUCCGAUCCUUAAACGCGGCGUGAUCCAGUUUCCUGAUGAGGAAACCUACCUAGAACAAGUCAAGGCUUGUCAGACGGAACUCAAAGCUGGGGAGUCAUACGAACUCUGCCUCACCUGUGAGACUUCCAUCACACUUCCCUCUUCAGGUUCUCCAGACAGCCGGCUCUACUUCCCUUGGGAGUUGUACAAACGUCUGCGUCAGUACAAUCCGGCGGCCUUCAGUGCCUAUGCAAAGCUUGGUAAUAUGAAGGUCGUCAGCAGCAGCCCUGAAUGCUUCCUCAACUGGGACCGCUCCUCCACGCUAGAAAUGAAGCCGAUGAAGGGCACUGUCCGAAAGUCCGAUACCAUGACGCUGGAGAAGGCGAAGGAAAUUCUCGGGACGACAAAAGAGAUGGCUGAAAAUCUGAUGAUCGCAGAUUUGAUCAGACAUGAUCUAUACGGUAUAUGUGGCUCCGGCGGCGUUCAUGUGGAAAAGCUACUAGAGGUCGAAGAUCAUGGGCGGGUCUAUCAGAUGAUCACCCAUGUGAAAGGGAACAUUGACCGCAGUCGACCUGGCUUCGCGGUGCGAGGCAUGCCACAACUUCAUCAGUCAUCGAAUAUGUCUGUAUACGGACUUACGGCUCUCCAACGAUGUCUUCCACCGGGUUCGAUGACUGGCGCGCCCAAGGAGCGGUCAUGCAUGCACCUAAGCACCAUUGAGGCUCGCAAUCGGGGAGUUUACUCUGGCGUCAUGGGAUUUCUCGAUCUUGGAGGUGGCGGAAGCUUUUCGGUACUCAUCCGGACUGCCUUCUCCAGCUCCGAUGACCAAAGCACUGAGGAACAGAAGUGGCGGAUCGGUGCUGGAGGAGCUGUGACCAUUCUGAGCACCGCCGAGGGCGAAUGGGACGAGAUGUUGACCAAGCUGAAAACAGUGUGUGUGCCUCUGUCUGAUAUUAUCCCGCUGCAUAUAUCCGGUCCUACUUUGAAGAAAUCUUCUUCCAUGGCAGGCACCCAGGAUGCACCGUUGGAGGAGAUUCUAUGGCGGUCGCCGUCCCACGUCCAGAUGAUGGGAGGCUUCCUCCACUCGAAUAACAUCCUGUUCUACUUCGCCGAAUCUCCCUUCUUCGAUGCGACCUCGAAUAAUGCCUCGCUCGCGAUUCAAGCGAACUACAACGAGACCUUCCGCCAUUUCGUGGAAACUCGGGAAGCUUUCGAAGGACGGUUGAAAACAAUGCAAGGCCUGGAGUUUGUGGUUUCAUAUGAUCCCCUUCAAGCUGCCGCGCAGUCGAACGGCCAGUUCGCGCAUGAGCCGUCCAACAUCUGGGUAAUCCACAAGCAGACACGGCGGAAGAGGCCCGGCCUCGAAGACGAGGUGGAAGUUCUGUCCACAUUCUUCGUCGUGGGGGACUGUAUCUACAUGGCUCCGUCUGUGGCGAGCGUUGUGGGCAACCGCAUUCUUUCGGCCGUCACCUCCCUCACAAACCUCAUGAAGACGGCAGCGUCACUGCCCAAUUUCACCCCUGCACAUGGACACACCUACAUGCCGCCCGUCUCCAAGUCCACAGACACCGCUCAACCCAGCGCGCAACCGAGCAAGGAGAACACGCCUAUGCCUGACGCCGACUCGACUAAGGCAUCUCUCGUCGGGGGUGCCCAGUCCACCAAUGCAGGUUCCGUAUUUCAGCAUACAAGGACACUCGCGGAAUCGUUCAGUUUGCUUACGCAGUACGGUGAUGAGUUCAUGGACGAAAACCCGCUGGUCGGAGAACCAGGUUCAUUCAUUAUGUCUCGAAACAAUGAAGGGGCGGCGUCUAAGCAACCGCCAGUGGGCACAACCCGCCCUGGGACUGUCCCUGUAAGAGCUGGGACCCCACAGGUCAAGGUGGACACACCAGGGAAGACGCCGGACAAAGGGCUCACGCCGGGGCCGGACGAGAAUAAACUGCGGAAGAAGAAAGGCAAGAGCGGAGUCUGA